This is a messenger RNA of Abrus precatorius (Indian licorice), 1130 nucleotides long. Its product is annotated as E3 ubiquitin-protein ligase CCNB1IP1 homolog. Bases 216 to 1130 code for a protein of 304 amino acids. Gene Ontology annotation, biological process: chiasma assembly. The record is from RefSeq and is a predicted model, not a curated record. Lineage: Eukaryota; Viridiplantae; Streptophyta; Magnoliopsida; Fabales; Fabaceae. The transcript is spliced from 8 exons.
UUCGUCUCGUGAUUUCCAGUUUUCCUUUCGGCCCUUUUUGUUUCCUUUCUGCUGCCAAAGAAAAGAAAAAAGUUUUCGCGCCAAAAUCCAAUUUGGAUUACUCUCUCAAAUUAUUCGCGUCUCUUGUUCCUACAAUUCCUCGAUCUGCAUUCCAAUCUUUAUUAGGUAUCGCUAUUCGACCUGUAGACAUGUAUGGUUAAUAUUAGACAGCUGCAAUGAGAUGCAAUGCAUGCUGGCGAGAAGUAGAAGGGCGAGCAAUUUCCACAACAUGUGGUCACCUAUUGUGCACAGAUGAUGCCAAUAAGAUAUUAAGUAAUGAUGGAGCAUGCCCUAUUUGUGAUCAAGUCCUUUCAAAGAGUCUCAUGAAACCUGUCGAUGUCAAUCCCAAUGAUGAAUGGAUAAAUAUGGCCAUGGCGGGAGUAUCUCCGCAGAUAUUGAUGAAAAGUGCAUAUAGAAGUGUGAUGUUCUACAUUGGGCAAAAAGAACUGGAGAUGCAGUUUAAGAUGAACAGGAUUGUUGCUCAAUGCCGGCAGAAAUGUGAGAUGAUGCAAGAGAAGUUUACAGAAAAACUAGAGCAGGUGCAUACUGCUUACCAAAAGAUGGCCAAGAAGUGCCAGAUGAUGCAACAGGAAAUUGAGAGCUUAACCAAGGACAAUCAAGAACUUCAGGAAAAGUUCGCUGAAAAAUCCCGGCAGAAGAGAAAAUUGGAUGAAAUGUAUGACCAACUGAGGAAUGAGUUUGAAUCCGCAAAGCGAUCUGCCAUACAGCCUGCAAGCAACUUUUACUCCAGAAAUGAGCCUGAUUUGUUCUCUAACCCACCUAACAUAAUGGAUGAUAGAGAAAUUGGCAGAAAAGGUCGGCCGGUAUUCACUCCUGCCACUCCAGGACCAAGAGAGGAUGUAUGGCCAGCAAGGCAGAAUAGCAAUAACUCUGGCCACUUUGAUCUCUCUGUUGGCUCACCAGCAAAACAGACAGUCAUCGCAGGGGAUGCUGGGAAUAGAAGGGUUGGUGCUCACCCUGUUUUUGGAUCUGGUGUUUCUAAUAACCCAUCGAUGACUUUGAGGAACUUGAUACUGUCUCCAAUAAAGCGGCCUCAGCUCUCACGUAACCGACCCCAAAUUUUCACGUGA